Stylophora pistillata is the source of this 2274-nucleotide messenger RNA. Its product is annotated as tigger transposable element-derived protein 6. The record is from RefSeq and is a predicted model, not a curated record. Gene Ontology annotation, cellular component: nucleus. NCBI's taxonomy places the organism in Eukaryota, Metazoa, Cnidaria, Anthozoa, Scleractinia, Pocilloporidae. Gene Ontology annotation, molecular function: DNA binding.
AGGUUACGCGCUGGAAGACAUCUACAAUGCUGACGAAACUGGUGUAUUUUUUCGAGCGUUGCCAACUAAAAGUUUAGUUCUUCGUGGUGAACAAUGCUCGGGUGGAAAGAAAAGCAAAGAUCGAUUGACCUUGCUGCUCGCUUGUAGUGCAACAGGACGUAAACUCAAGCCACUAGUUAUUGGAAAAUCUAAAAAGCCCCGGUGUUUCAAAGGGAAGGAUAUUGGCGCUCUGAACAUCAUCUACCGUCACAACAGUAAAGCGUGGAUGACUUCACAAUUGUUUUGCGAAUGGCUUGACAUUGUCAAUAAUCAAAUGCGAAAUUCCAAUCGGAAGAUAAUUUUGAUUGUCGACAACUGUGCAGCACAUCCCCAGGUGGAAAGAAGCAACAUAAAGUUAGUAUUUUUGCCACCAAACACAACCGCCAAACUCCAACCCUGCGAUGCUGGCAUCAUACAGGCAGUUAAGCUACAAUACCGCAAAAAACUCCUCCGCAAGAUUGCCUUUGCCUUCGACGAAGUGGAAUCUGCCUCUUCCUUAGCCAAGAAAGUCACAAUAUUUGAUGCUAUCAUGUGGUUACGACAUGCAUGGAGCUUGUUGCCUGAAACAACGAUUCAAAAGUGCUUUGCACACUGUGGAAUCAAAGCAGCAAGUGUAGACGAGGUUGCCGAGAGCGAAGGCGAUAGUCAAGACAUCGUUACUGAUGAGGAAAUUCUACCCUUGUUAGAUGGCGUUACCUUAGAAGAAUAUGCCAAUCAGGAUAAUGCUUUGUUGACAAGUUGUGAUGGAGUAAAUGAUCCAAAUUGGGAAACGCGUUUGAUCGAACAAGCCAAGAAUGGGUUUGACUCAGAUGCUGAUGAAGACGACGAAGAACAAGGAAGCGAAAAUUCAGAAGAAGACCAAUCUCCUGAGAUCACGGUCAAGGAAGCAGCUAGAAUGGUUGUUGAACUAAAACGAUUCAGCUUCAAAAAUAACUUGAAGCCUGAAAUUGUAGACGCUUUGUUAAACAUUGAAAGCGCGAUAGAGCAAGUAAAAUUUGACAAGCACGCAAAACAAUCCAAAGUUACAAAGUUUUUUCUGCCAUUACGAUAGAUCACGCGUUGAAUAAUUAAAAUCCUAGUGCUAGCAAUAAAAAGCAUUUUAAUAUAAAAAAUGAUUGAUUUGUUGUGUUUUGUAUGACUAAGUUAUCUGUACCUGUAUAUUCAAAUUUAAAUAUAUAUAUAUAUAUCAUGGAUACCUGAAAAAAUUUCAAGUUGAUGACGUCACUCACAAACCUGCUUAAACGACCACCUGUCAUUAACGACCACUUUUGCGUGACAUUUGGGGUGGUCGCAAAACUCAGGUUUCACUGUAAUGCAAAAUAAUGGAUCAGAUAGACUAAAAGGACUAUCUGGUAUUAACCCAUGUGCAUAUAUAUAGUAUAAAAUCUGUAUAUAAUAAAAUUAUAAUAAAUGCAUAAAAAAAGGACUAAAAAUAUCAUGAUACAAAAUAGUAAAAAUAAGAAAAUAAAUAAAUUAUAACAUAGUCCUUAAGGUAUAUAGAACAUAUUUUCUAUGAACAUCUUAUUAAUUAAUAAAAAAUAACAAUUCAACUAGUCAGUUACGCCACAGAGCAUUUAUGUUGAUCGUGAUCCUCUUGUAAUAAAAAUUCAAAGAGUUUACUUUUAAAGGUGCUGAGAUUAAUUAUAGUUCUGAUAUCCCUGGGUAGAGAGUUCCAGUCUCUUACAGCAGCGAAUUCAAAAGUUUUUUCACCGAAACCCGACUUAGCAUUAGGAACAUUCAGUAAAGAGUCAUCUCUCAAAGAGCAAGAGCAAAUACUUUUAUAAGUUUGUGUUGGAAUUGCUUUGGACAGUUAAUAUCAUUCACUAUUUUAAGUGAAGUUAUAAAUCGAAACAAACGUCUACAGUUGAAUAGAGUCAAGAUCUUUACUUGGUCCCUUAAAACUUGUGAACAUGUUAUAUUCUUGCAGAAAAUAAUUCUUAAGGCUUGAUUUUGAAGUCUCUCCAACUUGUUAGACAAUUUCUUUGGACAAUCCAUCCAUACAAUACAAACAUAAUUCAGAAUAGGAAGGAUAGUAGCCUUGUAGAUCUUAAUUAAUACAUCAGAGCAGAAGAAACAAGAUAGCCGGUUUAACAGCCUCAAUUUGUGAUAAGUUUGUUUGCAAGUAUGAUCAAUGUGAGGUGAUCAAAUUAGGGAACUGUCUACAAACACUCGGAGGUACUUACAAUAUGAUACUUCUUUAAGUUUGUGGUCAUUAAAUUUGAUUUCAGUACCACC